CUUGGGUGGGUCGCAGGAUUUUUCGGUUUCUUCUCGUCGGAGUUCGUCAGGGCAAAAUAAAAGCAGGCGAAACGUAGUGUCGUUUUCCGUAGCGGCACGCUGCGUUCAUAACCCCUCAUUUUCAUUGCGCAAAGAAGUAAAACCCCAACUUCCCUUUCGUCUCUGCCCUCACCUGCAGAACAGAACGCGUCGUCUCAUUUCUCUCCGCAUCGCCGUCGCAACAACACCGCCGAGAAGAUAACCUCUUCAAUCGGAAAAUGAACGCUGAUAACGGUUCCAGAGACGCCAAACUCGACAACCAACACGUUUCUCUCUUUCCACUUUUUUCUCUGUUCUCUCUCUUAGGAAACGAAAUAUACUGUAAAUUGAAAUUCGAUUCCACUAUUUAACGGGGAAGUUCAGUUCGCCGUUAGAUUGCGUUGUUGACUUCACGCGACUAGGCAAAAGACAAAGAAAAGGAGGAACUCACCGAGAAUAUGAACAAGUUGCAUAUUGAAGGAUCUUCGUCUGGGAGUGGAUCAUCUAGCUUCAGAAGAAAACCUGUCAUCAUUAUAGUUGUGGGAAUGGCAGGGAGUGGGAAGACAACACUCAUGCAUAGGUUGGUAUGCCAUACACAUUUGAAAGACAUUCGGGGUUAUGUGGUGAAUCUCGAUCCUGCCGUCAUGACACUCCCAUAUGCUGCUAACAUUGAUGUGAGAGACACUGUUAAAUACAAAGAAGUCAUGAAGCAGUUUAACCUUGGCCCUAAUGGUGGAAUUUUGACUUCCCUGAACUUGUUUGCCACCAAGUUUGAUGAGGUAAUUUCUGUAAUUGAGAAACGGGCAGAUCAACUUGACUAUGUUCUUGUGGAUACCCCUGGUCAGAUUGAAAUAUUUACCUGGUCUGCUUCUGGUGCUAUCAUUACAGAAGCUUUUGCAUCUACAUUUCCCACUGUAGUUGCCUAUGUAGUUGAUACACCCCGUUCAGAAGAUCCCACCACUUUCAUGAGCAACAUGUUGUAUGCUUGUAGUAUCCUCUACAAGACAAGGUUACCUCUCAUCUUGACUUUCAACAAGGUUGAUGUAGCAGCACAUCAGUUUGCUUUGGAGUGGAUGGAGGAUUUUGAGGCGUUCCAAACAGCCGCAAGUUCAGAUCACUCGUACUCAUCAACUUUAACUCAGAGCCUUUCUCUUGUGCUAGAUGAAUUCUACAACAAUUUAAAAUCUGUUGGAGUUUCUGCAGUUUCUGGUGUAGGAAUGGAAGCCUUCUUUAAUGCUGUCGAAGCCAGUGCAGAGGAAUACAUGGAGACAUACAAGGCUGAUCUUGAUAAAAGACGUGAAGAGAAGCAACGUUUGGAGGAAGACCGCAGGAAGGAGAGCAUGGAUAAACUGAGGAGGGACAUGGAGAAAUCUGGGGGAGAAACUGUAGUCUUGAGCACUGGUUUGAAGGACAAAGAAGCAAGUAAAAGUAUGAUGGAUGAGGAAGACGAGGACGAGGAAAUGGAUGAUGAUGAUGAUGAUGAUUUGGGGAUAUAUACUGAAGAGGAAGAUGCUAUAGAUGAGGACGAAGAUGAGGAGGUUGAUAGGUUCGGCUUCUGAUGUGAUUCGUCACCAGUUGGACUGCAUCAGAGCUAGAUCUUUGUAUAGCACCUUGACCUUCAUUUGGUAAAUGUAUACAAACCUUGAAAGUUUGACUACUAAUUAAUCAACCACUUUAUUUCAUAUAAGCUGUCAGCACUAUUUGCUCUAGGUUCUUUACGUUUAUGUUUUUGUACUACUUGCAGAGAUAGUUGUGCUUGAUGCAGCUUGUUUUUGGACUUAUAAAUUUGAGAAUAGUGAUUACUCAAUUACAUAUA
Messenger RNA from Glycine soja, 1834 nucleotides. Its product is annotated as GPN-loop GTPase QQT2-like. Gene Ontology annotation, molecular function: GTPase activity. The transcript has 6 exons. Lineage: Eukaryota; Viridiplantae; Streptophyta; Magnoliopsida; Fabales; Fabaceae. Bases 477 to 1577 code for a protein of 366 amino acids. The record is from RefSeq and is a predicted model, not a curated record.